CAAAAAAUAAAAAAACGGGCCCACUCUCUCUCCUCUCUGCUUUUUCAGUUGGGAUGCUCUUUUUUCUUUUUUUUUUGCAUGAAAGCCAGGAAGAUUUGGACCUCAGAGCUGUUAAAAUCCGCACUUCUCAUGAUUCUCCUCAUAUGGGUCUUGUCUGAAAUCCAUGAAAUGAUCUGAUAUCAUGAUUUUCUCACCAGAAAUCGUACAGUAAUUGAUUCAAUACUUCAAUUCCAGAAAAUGGGAGUUUCAAGCUCUAAAAUGGAAGAUGAUAAGGCUCUGCUUCUAUGCCGGGAAAGGAGGCGCUUUGUCAGGCAAGCACUUGAUGGGAGGUGCUCGCUCGCAGCGGCUCAUGUUUCUUAUAUUCAAUCCCUCAAAAAUACAGGAACAGCUUUAAGAAAGUUCGUUGAACCAGAGGCUCCAAUCGAAUCCUCCCUGUAUACUUCCACAUCUGCGACCCCUGAGCCACUUGCUUUGACCGACAAGUCCCUUUCCCAAUUUUCAUAUUCGUCUCCAUCCAUGUCGCAGCACAUUGAAACGGUGGAAGCCCUUUCACCGGCAGCUUCUCCUACCCACUCUGGACGGUUUCACAUAAAUCAUAUGAGAGCCCGCAGGACUUGGUCGGCGACAGUUGAAGAGAGAGCACCCGUUCCGGUAACGGCGACGGUGCAGUCCUCUUCGGGGACUCCCCAAAAUUGUACACCUCGAUCUGUGGAAACUCCAUCAUUUGAACCUCCUCCAUCCCUACCUGAAGGAACUCCACCCUGGGAUUACUUCGGUCUAUUUGACAAUCAGUUCUCUUUCCAAGAUGGGUCAGCAUUGAAUCAUGGGUUGGAAAACACCGACGAUAUCACACGGCUUAGAGAAGAGGAGGGUAUUCCUGAUUUGGAAGAGGAAGGUGAAAGGGUUGCCUUCAUUAGAAGGUCGGAAUAUUUGGACUCUGAUGAAGAAUUCAGUGAGCCUUCUACCAAUCCUUCACUUCAAAGAACCGAAAAGCAGAGUGAAGGAUUGAAUUCUUAUUCACCCAAUUCAUCUCCUAUGAUUCGGUCAAUUAGAAGUCUAUCUCAACAAAAUGAGCAUGUAAAUGGAGAGAAGAACAUACUCGAGGAUGAUGUGGAUGAAGCUGGCGAAACUGAAACUCCUGAUAUGACGCCGCCAUCAAUCACCAUACCUUCAGUAGUUACACUUCCUACUGAUGAAAAGAAACAAAUAGGGAAAGAACCACGUUCAGAAAAUAAGCUUGUGCCAAAGGAUUUCUUAUCAAGCAUAAAGGAAAUUGAAUAUCUUUUUAUCAAGGCUUCCGAAUCUGGCAAUGAAGUUCCAAGAAUGCUUGAGGCAAAAAAAGUGCAAUUCCGUCCGAUCGUCUCCGAAGCAAGAGCUCGGAGAUCAAGCGCAUCCAUCCUGUUCAAAGCCUUUCUUUCUUGUUUUGAAGAUACAGAACAUGUUCCUCAAGCUCAAGAACCUGCGGCAAAUGCAGUGAAGUACUUAACUUGGCACAGAUCUGCGUCUUCACGUUCUUCGUCAUCUAGAAUCCCUCUUGGUGCAAACUUGAAUGGUGAGAUUGCAGAUAGCAGCAGUAGCAUUUUCGGCAGUGUCUGCAUGAAUUCAGGCAGUCACGCCUCUACUUUAGAUAGGCUGUAUGCAUGGGAGAGAAAGCUUUACGACGAAGUCAAGGCAAGUGGGACCAUCAGAAGGGAAUAUGACAUGAAGUGUAAAAUGCUAAGACAACAAGAAUCGAUGGAAGGAAAUCCCAUGAAGAUAGGUAAAACCCGUGCUGUCGUCAAGGACUUGCACUCAAGGAUAAGAGUUGCGAUCCACCGGAUCGACACGAUAUCAAAGAAAAUUGAGGAAUUAAGGGACAAAGAGCUCCAACCACAGCUUGAAGAGCUUAUCGAAGGGUUAAGCCGAAUGUGGGAAAUGAUGCUUGAAACCCACAAGCUUCAGCUCAACAUCAUCUCCAUUGCAUACAACAAUGGGAGCUUGAAAGUCUCAGUACUGACAGAAUCCCAUCGUCAGGCGAGUGUCCACCUCGAAUAUGAGUUCAACUCUCUAUGUUCAAGCUUCAUGAAAUGGGUCGAUGCCCAAAAGGCCUACGUUAAUGCUAUCAACAAAUGGCUUCUAAAAUGCGUCUUCCCUCUACAGCGUAAACACUCGAGGAGGCGGAAGCUGGAGUUCUCACCCCGACGUGAUUGUGCACCGCCCAUUUUUGUCACGUGCCGUGAUUGGCUAGUCAAGCUCGACAAGUUGCCGGCUAAUGAAGUGGCAUUUUCUAUCAACGAUCUGGUGGCGGUGAUGGCCCGAUUUGCACCGCGUCAAGAGAAAAAGAUCCAAAGGAGGAAUUCAAGCUCAUCCUUCUCAUGGAAGCCCAACAGCGGGAGCAAAACUGGGGCAGAUGGGAGGAAUGGAGUGCCGCAGGUGGACUGGAAUUCAGGUUUCCAAGCCUUGCAGUCGAGCUUGAUGGAAUUUUUCAAACAGUUGAAUGAAUUUGCGGAUUUAUCAGUCAAGAGUUACGCAGAACUCCAGACGUCAAUCAAGAAUGCUCAGGUUGAAUACGAUCGGAAUGCACCACAGAAGAAACAAUCUUGACCGUCAAUUCAUCACAUGAAAAAAAGACGAUGUAAGCAGUUAUUCAGUCUAACAAUGGUUUCACGUCUGAGUGGCCUUUUGGAUGGGGGGAAUUGAGGGGUCCCAGUUCAUCAGGAAGUCUGGUUUCAUGAUGCACCCAUUUGUACAAAUGCAGCCGUAGGUUUGGGGUUCCAGACCAUUGAUUUCAUGGAUUUCUCAAUGGGGGGUGCCCAAAAAUCUCCAAGAUUGAAGUAUCCUUGCGGGCAGAAAGAAAGCCCAUGAUGGGACACCUACAAUCUUCAAAUCUAGAAACUCUUGUGGCAUUCCCCAUCAGUGGCUGGGCUAUGCAUAUACAAUGGCCUGGAUAACCGACCAUGAGCAUUGGGAGUGGGACGACGGACAUGCCCUGAUGCAUCCAGACUCUGCAAUUCCUCUCUGAAGAACUAGAAACCCAUGAAGCAGAUCAGAUGUGCAGUUCAUUACGUAGUUUCUAUUGGAAGAUUGGGUAGGAAUAAAAGGGCUUGUUUGGGGUUGCAGCUUCCUCACAUGAUAUUGCAUGAAGGUUCCAAAUAAAGGUACACCUAGGAGGGUGGUUAUAUAUAUACAAAUAUAUAUAGAUUUUCAUGAGAAUGUAAACAUAGAUGCAUACAUACGCAUACACCCACAUGUAUGUAUGUGUAUGCAUGCAUGUAUGUAGAUGUAGACUUGUAUACAUGAGAAUGAGAAUGAGAAUGGAGUGUUUUUGUUA
This is a messenger RNA of Magnolia sinica, 3310 nucleotides long. RefSeq names its product nitrate regulatory gene2 protein. The record is from RefSeq and is a predicted model, not a curated record. Bases 238 to 2583 code for a protein of 781 amino acids. The transcript is spliced from 6 exons. NCBI's taxonomy places the organism in Eukaryota, Viridiplantae, Streptophyta, Magnoliopsida, Magnoliales, Magnoliaceae.